This is a messenger RNA of Neurospora tetraspora, 1630 nucleotides long. RefSeq names its product Alpha/Beta hydrolase protein. Bases 387 to 1544 code for a protein of 385 amino acids. NCBI's taxonomy places the organism in Eukaryota, Fungi, Ascomycota, Sordariomycetes, Sordariales, Sordariaceae. The record is from RefSeq and is a predicted model, not a curated record. Gene Ontology annotation, molecular function: hydrolase activity. The transcript has 3 exons.
CUGUGCGCUUCGAGGAGAAUUGACCAAUGACUCUAAUCAACCCUAACCCUAGUAGUCCGCAGAGGGGUACGUCACUGAGGGGCUGUGUUCAGUUCCCGUCUCCUUCCGCUUCCACUCCCAGGACCCCGGAACAGCAUCGCUUUCCCGGCGUGAGAUGAGAUUCAGGUUCCGCUCCAUUGUUGGCGCUCUUGGUGCUUGAUUGCACCGUGUCAUGCUGCCUUUGAUCGUAUCAUUCCAUCUGUCGGACUGGACUUGACCAUCAACAUCCACGGCGUUUCUACUUGGCACUGCUGCUGUUUGUACCUUUCUUCUCUUGCAAUACCAAUCAACCUUUUAUGAUCUGAACAUCUCCGUUUACUCCUACGUCCAUUGACACCGUGACCAUUAUGGCGGAACCAGAGGUAGCAACGAAAUCCCCCGAGAGCGACGCACUCGAGGACAUUCCCGUCGCCGAGCCUACUACUGUACCUUCUAAUACAGUCGAUUCAUCUUCGACCUCUGCUGCCGCGCCAGCUCCAGCUUUGUGCGAUAACUGUACUUCAGACAGACCUACUCCUGCUGGGCAAAAAUCGACGGGUGAGAUCAUCAAGCUCAAUGAUAUUGACGUAUACGUCUCGAAACCGGCCGACUACCCUCACACCCCAGCCAAGCUGCUCCUCCUCCUAACAGGCGGCACCGGUCUUCAUAGCGUCAACAACCAGAUUCAAGCCGACAGGUUUGCCCAAGAUGGUGGCUUUGUCGUGGUCAUGCCCGACCUUUUCGAAGGUGAUCCAGCACCCAACUCGACGACCGCACUAAGCCCCGAGGAGCUCCCUGCCACUGACGCAGGCACGGGCUCGACUGCCCCGACAUCAUCAUUCCUCGAUAUCUUCAAGAUCAAAGCCGCCGAGACAGCCAAGAGUUUCCUCAUCGACAUGUGGCUAGCCCGCCAUACCGAAGACAAGAUCAUGCCCAUCCUGAAGAAGGUCUUGGACGGCGUACGCGAUGAGUUUGCUGAUGCGGUAGCCUACGGCGACGGAAUCUAUGCGGCAGGAUAUUGCAUCGGCGGUCGAUAUGUUCUCUUGCUGGCGCGCGAGCAAACUAAUGCUCCGCGGAAGGCCUCGAUCAGCGAAGGGCUGGGCGGGAUUACGCUUCCAUGGGCGCAUAAGCCUGCUGCUCCUCCUCCUGCUCCUACUGAUCUGGGCAGUAGUGAAGGCAACACUCAGGGCGGUGAUGGUGUUGAAGCGAAUAGACGGAAUAAGACGUCGGGCCCGUGGAUCAAGGCGGGAGCGAUCGCGCAUGCCACGUUGGUGUCAAAGGAAGAUUUCAAGGGCCUGAAGGCCCCCAUUAGUAUGGUCUCGGUGGAGAAUGACCCCAUGUUCCCGGAUGAGGUGCGCAUGGCGGGCGAGGAUUACAUGAGCCACAACAACGUUGAGCACGAGGUACAGGUGUAUCCCGGUGUGCCUCAUGGCUUUGCAGUUGUGGGAGAAUAUGAGGAUGCUCAUAUCAAGGAGGCACAAGUAACCGCCUUUGAGCAGAUGCUAAAGUGGCUUGCGGAGCAUUAAUUGAUGUCUUGUUGAUGAGUAUUGGCGUUUCCCACUGUAUACGGCGCUCGGGUUUUAUUGCAGGUUAAGGAGAUGACAAAGGGGUA